AUGUACAGUAGUAGAAAUUCAAUUUUGCUUCUCGGAAUUACAAUAUUCAUACUUCUUCUUUGGUGUACAGUUCAACCAACAUAUGCUGAUACAAAUGAAGAAGAACACCAUGUUAUUGACAAUACUGAAGAAGAUAAUAAUUCCGAUGAUGAAAUUAAUGAUUUCGAUGACUUAUAUCGCCGUGCAUCCUUACGUCCUUAUGGUUUGCAGCAACGUGCAUCACUUCGACCAUUUGCCGGUAAACGUGCAUCACUUCGACCUUUCGCUGGUAAACGUGCAUCACUUCGACCAUUUGCUGGUAAACGAGCAUCAUUACGUCCAGCAAAUUAUGUUGGCAAACGAAAACGUCGAAAUGUUUUAUUCUAUGAUGAAUAA
Rotaria sp. Silwood1 is the source of this 375-nucleotide messenger RNA. NCBI's taxonomy places the organism in Eukaryota, Metazoa, Rotifera, Eurotatoria, Philodinida, Philodinidae. The record is from the annotation of a GenBank genome assembly.